ACCCAACCCAACCCAACCCAACCCAACAAGCAAAAGCGGCUUAUUCGAUGUCGAGGCGGAGAAUCCAAUGGAACAUUUUCUUUCUUUCUGUAAAUUUUAGCUGAAAUUGAAAUUGAACUUUUUCAACAAACAUCACCCAUAUGCAAAUGAUGGAGCAAUCCCUUUCUAAUCCUUCAAUCUCCAUCCCUAGAUCCUUUCAUUUCUCUUCUUAUCAUUCCCAUUCUUAUUUCUUUGGCUAUAAAUGCACUUCUUCGAAAAUAGGAUGUUUAUCUGUCGAUUCAAGCAAUGCUGCUGUUCAGAUUCACAAUGAUUCCUCGGCUGCCACGAAGGGGCCUUACCCAGGCGGAAUGGUGGGCCCACACACUGGGAGAAAUCCCUAUGUGAAGAAGCCUGAGUGGUUGAGGCAGAGAGCUCCUCAAGGGGAUAGGUUUCAAGAGGUCAAACACUCUCUCUCUCGCUUGAAUCUCAAUACUGUUUGCGAGGAAGCUCAAUGCCCCAAUAUUGGCGAGUGUUGGAAUGGAGGCGGCGAUGGUAUUGCAACCGCUACUAUCAUGCUUCUCGGAGAUACAUGUACUCGUGGCUGCAGAUUCUGUGCCGUUAAAACCAGCAGAAAUCCUGCACCGCCUGAUCCUAUGGAGCCUCAGAAUACUGCUCAGGCCAUUGCAAGCUGGGGUGUGGACUAUAUUGUUCUAACAAGUGUAGAUCGUGAUGAUCUUCCUGAUGGUGGAAGUGGACAUUUUUCACAGACUGUUCAAGCUAUGAAGAAACUCAAGCCUGGGAUCAUGAUUGAGUGCUUAACCUCUGAUUUUCGUGGGGAUUUAAGGGCUAUUGAAACUUUAGUACAUUCGGGUUUAGAUGUUUUUGCCCACAACAUUGAGACUGUGAAACGGCUACAGCGAAUUGUUAGAGACCCUCGAGCUGGGUAUGAACAAAGUUUAUCAGUUUUGCAACAUGCAAAGCUCAGCAAGGAGGGAAUGAUAACGAAAUCAUCUAUAAUGCUGGGUCUGGGAGAAACUGAUGAUGAGUUGAAGGAAACAAUGGCUGAUUUAAGGGCAAUAGAUGUUGAUAUUUUGACACUUGGACAGUAUUUACAGCCAACUCCAUUGCACUUGACUGUUAAAGAGUAUGUUACACCGGAGAAAUUUUCAUUCUGGAAGGAAUAUGGAGAGUCUAUUGGAUUCCGAUACAUAGCCAGUGGGCCUCUGGUUCGGUCCUCGUAUAGGGCGGGGGAGCUGUUUGUGAAGACGAUGGUGAGAGAAAGGACAAAUGAUACUGCUGCCAAAUCCUAGUGGGGUUUUGCAAUUGGUUGUGGGCUUCGGCUUUGCAACCAGAUGGCUUCAAACGUGGGCUAUUGUAUUUUCGUAUCUAAAUUGGUUUGCUCGACAUGUUUUGUCCUCAAUGUUGAGCAUUUAGCAAGUUUGAAAUGGGAGGCUUUAUUCUCGGUUGGGGUAAAUAGAACAAGGAAAUAGAACAUUUCAGAAGUAUAAAAUAAUUUUCUUGUAUGAUUUGUACUAUUAAACCAACUUCCUUGCAGUUAGACGGGACUUGGUAAGUGGUAUUUUACUAAUUAAAUUCAUAAAAUUUAUCAA
Manihot esculenta (cassava) is the source of this 1589-nucleotide messenger RNA. RefSeq names its product lipoyl synthase, chloroplastic. The coding region runs from base 141 to 1289 and encodes 382 amino acids. Gene Ontology annotation, biological process: lipoate biosynthetic process. Gene Ontology annotation, molecular function: 4 iron, 4 sulfur cluster binding; lipoate synthase activity. Lineage: Eukaryota; Viridiplantae; Streptophyta; Magnoliopsida; Malpighiales; Euphorbiaceae. The transcript is spliced from 6 exons. The record is from RefSeq and is a predicted model, not a curated record. Gene Ontology annotation, cellular component: mitochondrion; chloroplast.